AUGGGUCAUUUAAUGAUUUUAGCAACAUGCUCUCUUAAUCAGUGGGCAAUGGACUUUGAAGGCAAUUUGGAGCGUAUCUUAGAAAGUAUUCGCGUAGCCAAGCAAAGAGGCGCGACACUUCGCGUCGGUCCAGAACUUGAAAUAACUGGAUACGGGUGUUUUGAUCAUUUUCUCGAAGGAGAUACAUAUUUACAUUCCUGGGAAAUGUUAGGCAAAAUAUUGCAAUUUGAAGAGGCUAAAGAUAUGUUACUUGAUAUUGGAAUGCCAGUCUCUCAUAAAAACAUUAAAUAUAAUUGUCGUAUUAUAAUCCAUAAUUGUAAAAUAUUAUUAAUUCGACCAAAAUUGUUUUUGGCUAAUGACGGUAAUUAUCGAGAAAUGAGAUAUUUUACUGCUUGGUCGCCAGUUCAACAUGUUGAAGAUUAUUAUCUUCCGAGGAUUAUUAGAAAUAUCACAGGCCAAUCGGUGGUUCCUAUUGGCGACGCGGUAAUUUCUACUAUUGACACUUGCGUUGGUGUGGAGUUGUGUGAAGAGCUUUUUACACCUAAUAGUCCUCAUAUUAGUAUGGGUUUGGACGGUGUAGAAAUUAUCACCAAUAGCAGUGGUAGUCAUCAUGAAUUACGUAAACUUUAUAAACGUAUCGAUUUAAUUAAAGAAGCAACUUUGAAGAAUGGAGGUGUUUACCUCUAUUCUAAUCAACAGGGUUGUGAUGGCGAUCGCCUAUAUUAUGAUGGCUGUGCAUUAAUUGCAGUAAAUGGUCAAAUAAUUGCCCAAGGAUCACAGUUUUCUAUCAAAGAUGUGGAAGUUAUCACAGCAACCAUUGAUAUUGAAGAUGUUCGUUCACACCGCGGGAUGAGUAGUAGAGGGAUGCAGGCUGUUAACAUAUCCCCAUACCAACGCAUUGAGGCACCUUUUGCUUUAUCCUCUGAAAAAAUAAAUCUUAAACCGGGUUUUUCUCCUACUAAACCUAUUCAAGAAAAAUAUCAUACUCCGGAACAAGAGAUUGCUUUCGGACCAGCUUGUUGGCUUUGGGAUUAUCUCCGUCGAUCAAAGGCUAGUGGUUAUUUCUUGCCUCUUAGUGGAGGAAUAGACAGUUGCGCUACAGCAAUUAUUGUAUAUUCUAUGUGUAAUCUUGUUGUUGAAGCCGCAUCAAAUGAAG
Molecule: messenger RNA, 1156 nt
Organism: Scutellospora calospora
Lineage: Eukaryota; Fungi; Glomeromycota; Glomeromycetes; Diversisporales; Gigasporaceae
Source: the annotation of a GenBank genome assembly